AUGAAUGUAAAUUUUGAGAGCUAUUCUACAGAAGAACUAGCUGAUGUUCUGUCAACAUUUUACUUAGAUGCCAGAACAAAAAAAGGUGAAUUGUACAAGACAAGUACCUUGGAAAACAUAAGGCACAGCCUAAACAGGUAUCUUAAAGCACCCCCAGUGUCAAGAGAUAUAGAUAUCAUCACCGGAAAUGAAUUCAAUAAAGCCAAUGAGUCGUACAAAACUGCACUCCGUGAACUUAAAGUUCACGGAAAAGGUUCUACCGACCACUACGCGCUGAUAUCAAAUGUCGAUUUAACACGGUUAUAUAUGAGUGUCCACCUGUCACCUACCACUCCGCAAGGUUUAUUAAACCGGUGCCAAAUGAACAUCAGGUUGUAUUUCUGCCGGAGGGCAAAUGAAAAUAUGGAAAAAAUGACAAAGUCAACUUUCAAGCUUGGCCAGUAUCCAAAUGGUGAAAGGUAUAUAUAUAAGGCAGAGGAUGAAUCCACCAAGAAUCACAAAGAGAAUGAUAAGACCCUUGUAACAGGGCACAUGCCGGCAGACAAUGUAAAUACUGACAACUGUCCAGUGAACAAUUUCCUGAAAUAUGUCGGUAAAUUGAAUCCCAAUACUGAUAGGCUGUGGCAGUACCCUAGAGAAGUAUUCUUGGAAUCUGAUGAUGUCUGGUACCAGAAUCGUCCAAUUGGCCGAAAUGUCUUAAGUGAAUUCAUGCAGAAGCUUAGCAAAGCUGUUCCACUAUCUGCCGUAUACACCAACCACUCUGUACGUGUGACUGGUGCUACAAUCCUAGGAAAGGGUCAUUCUGCACCACAGAUUAUGGCGGUGACUGGUCAUAAGGCUUCCUCAUCACUGGCUAUCUACCAAAGGGUGUCUGAUGAAGAAAAGAAGUUGAUGGGUGCCAAAAUUAGAAAUGCCAUUAAUGGAGGAGAUCAGCUGGCACUGCCAGCCCCUCAGACAAGACUACCAUUAAUGCCAGGGCCAUCUCAGUAUGGGAAUACACUUGAGUUGCCAGGCCCUCAAGCACAACUAUCACAUGCAGCAACAGGUCUAUUUAGAGAUAUGAUGCCAUUGCAAGCCCGUCAUGCACGCCUAGCACCAACAACACCAUAUCACGGAGCCCAUCAAAUCCAACAUCCACUAGUGGCAACGGCACUUGAGGGAGUAAGGAAUACAGCGACACCAUCACCUUAUGUGGCCAGACCAUCACUUUAUGCACCUACCCAAGGACCAUCAAAUAACACAGGGGCUUCUAGAUCAAAUGCAGAUUUACCUAUGAACCAGUCAAGAGCCAUCAGCACCAUCCAGUCAAAAUCAAACCAGGACGAUUUAGAUUUGCCUGCAGAUAUUGUCGACAUGUUGUUUGACAACUUCGACAAUCUGCCAUCAUCUGGCCAAGUCAACACAACAUCAAACUUGACGUCCAUGACUAGAAACCAUGCACCAAGUUUUAACAACUGUGUUUUCAAUGGACUCACCAUCAACUUCAAUUUAAAUUGAAAAACAAAUGAAGGA
Molecule: messenger RNA, 1512 nt
Organism: Mercenaria mercenaria
Lineage: Eukaryota; Metazoa; Mollusca; Bivalvia; Venerida; Veneridae
Exons: 5
Coding region: 1-1497 (498 amino acids)
Biological process (GO): DNA integration; DNA recombination
Molecular function (GO): DNA binding
Source: RefSeq, a predicted model, not a curated record